Messenger RNA from Alternaria rosae, 1108 nucleotides. Its product is annotated as dolichol-phosphate mannosyltransferase. Gene Ontology annotation, biological process: protein O-linked glycosylation via mannose; GPI anchor biosynthetic process. NCBI's taxonomy places the organism in Eukaryota, Fungi, Ascomycota, Dothideomycetes, Pleosporales, Pleosporaceae. Gene Ontology annotation, cellular component: endoplasmic reticulum membrane. The transcript has 2 exons. The record is from RefSeq and is a predicted model, not a curated record. Gene Ontology annotation, molecular function: dolichyl-phosphate beta-D-mannosyltransferase activity. The coding region runs from base 202 to 924 and encodes 240 amino acids.
GACGUGUAAGGCCACCCAAACUCGCCCAUGUCGUUGCGGAAGGAGAUGGUCCAAAGAGGCUAGUCCAGGGUCCGGCAGCCCCGAGCUACUUGCGGACACGAUCACCUCCGCGAAUCCUCAACUCCCCAACGUCAACCCUCACCUGCAGUCGCUCAUUCACCCAAUUCCGCAGACACACCACACAUAACGCACAUUGCAAAGAUGGCAAACACCAACAAGUACUCGGUGCUCCUGCCCACCUACAACGAGCGCCGCAACCUGCCCAUAAUAACAUGGCUGCUGGCCAAGACGUUCGAGGAGAACAAACUCGACUGGGAACUCAUCAUCAUCGACGACGGCUCCCCCGACGGAACUCAAGAAAUCGCCGCGCAGCUCCAAAAAGUCUACACACCCGCACGCAUCCAAAUCCGCGCCCGCGCCGGUAAACUAGGCCUCGGAACCGCCUACGUCCACGGCCUACAAUUCGCAACCGGAAACUUCGUCAUUAUUAUGGACGCGGAUUUCAGCCACCACCCCAAGUUCAUCGCGCCCAUGAUCGCCCUCCAAAAGACCAAGAACUACGACAUCGUGACCGGCACACGGUAUGCCGGCGACGGUGGUGUAUUUGGCUGGGACCUCAAGCGCAAGUUUGUGUCGAGGGGCGCGAAUCUUUUUGCGGAUACGGUGCUUAGGCCUGGUGUGAGUGAUCUUACGGGCUCGUUCAGGUUGUAUAAGAAAGAGGUGUUGCAGAAGGUGAUUAGGCAGACGGAGAGUAAGGGGUAUACGUUUCAAAUGGAGAUGAUGGUGCGCGCAAAGGCUAUGGGGUGUACGGUUGCGGAGGUGCCCAUCUCGUUCGUCGACAGGCUGUAUGGCGAGAGCAAGCUUGGUGGUGAUGAGAUUGUUGAGUACGCGAAGGGCGUUUUGGCGCUGUGGAUGAAGGUUUAGAUGGGUUGUGUGGGGUGUCGGUGGCCGGGAAUGAUUGCUGGCCUUGGCGGUAUCUCGGGCAGGCAAGGACAUGGUAUAUUUGAUCUUUCUCCGCCUCGUCUGAUUAGUAUGUUUAACUCUUAAUCUUCUCACCAGAAUCUUCGUGCACCUGUUGCGGCGUGUCGCGACUGCGACUACCUAUUUA